AUGGGAAGCGUACGGAAAAACACGGAUGCCUUCCGCAGCAUGGAGAGGCUGAAUGUCUGCAGUGCACAGCGCCAAUUGCGUGCGUAUAAUGAGGGACGCGUAUAUCUCGACUACCAGGCUACAACCCCCGUAGACCCGAGGGUUCUGGAUAGAAUGUUGCCCUACCUGAGCCACAGCUUCGGGAAUCCGCACAGCCGCACUCAUUCCUUCGGUUGGGAUGCUGAACACGCCGUGGAGGAAGCACGAUCUGAAGUGGCUACCUUACUCAAUUGCGACGCCCGCAGCAUUAUCUUCACCUCUGGCGCAACGGAGUCGAACAAUUUGGCAAUCAAGGGCGUUACCGAAUACUACAGCAACCUCGAACACCCCGAUGCAUCAAAAAUAAAGGACCACAUCAUUACUUCGCAGAUAGACCACAAAUGCGUGCUGCAGACGUGCCGUAACCUCGAAAAUCGGGGCUACAAGGUGACCUACCUGAAGCCGGAUACCAAGGGUAUUGUCAGCGCAGCGGAUGUUGCGGCCGCUAUCACGCCAAACACAUUCCUGUGCUCAAUUAUUCAUCUCAACAAUGAAAUCGGCACCCUCCAAAAUUUAGAGGGGAUCGGACGUGCGUGCCGAGAGCGCGGCGUUAUUUUCCAUACCGAUGCCGCGCAGAGCUUCGGAAAAGUCCCUUUGGAUCUCUCUAAACUGCCAGUCGACCUCAUGUCGAUUUCUGGGCACAAGAUAUACGGUCCGAAGGGAGUGGGCGCCCUUUACGUAGGUCGACGGCCGCGCAUCCGACUGCGCCCAAUCAUCGACGGCGGUGGGCAGGAACGCGGCCUAAGAUCAGGCACACUACCAACGCCGCUGGUAGUAGGCCUAGGUGCGGCAGCCAGCGUGGCACGUCAGGAGAUGCAGCGCGACUUAAAUCAUGCACGUCGUUUGUGGCAGAAGCUGGUGGCCGGCAUGCGUGACAUAGGGCACGUGCAUAUAAACGGUUCGGUUGAGGAUGGCGAGCGUUAUUGGGGGAAUCUAAAUGUCUCUUUCGAAUUCAUUGAAGGUGAAUCAUUACUGAUGUCGCUCCAAAAUAUCGCGUUGUCCAGUGGAUCGGCGUGCACAUCGACCAGUCUGGAACCGAGUUACGUCUUGCGCAGCAUAGGCGUCGGUGAAGAAGUUGCGCACACCUCUAUUCGCUUCGGUAUUGGUCGUUUUACCACUGAACGCGAGAUCGAUCAACUGCUGGUGGAGCUCAGGUCUGCCGUGGAGCGCUUGCGCAACUGCAGCCCACUCUACGAAAUGUUUGUGGAGAAGGAAUCAACGGAAAACAUGAUUUGGACAUGA
This is a messenger RNA of Babesia ovata, 1320 nucleotides long. RefSeq names its product cysteine desulfurase. Gene Ontology annotation, biological process: [2Fe-2S] cluster assembly. Bases 1 to 1320 code for a protein of 439 amino acids. The transcript is spliced from 2 exons. Lineage: Eukaryota; Apicomplexa; Aconoidasida; Piroplasmida; Babesiidae. Gene Ontology annotation, molecular function: cysteine desulfurase activity; pyridoxal phosphate binding. The record is from RefSeq and is a predicted model, not a curated record. Gene Ontology annotation, cellular component: mitochondrion; cytosol.